Messenger RNA from Solanum stenotomum, 519 nucleotides. RefSeq names its product auxin-responsive protein SAUR21-like. The record is from RefSeq and is a predicted model, not a curated record. Bases 89 to 361 code for a protein of 90 amino acids. The transcript has a single exon. NCBI's taxonomy places the organism in Eukaryota, Viridiplantae, Streptophyta, Magnoliopsida, Solanales, Solanaceae. Gene Ontology annotation, biological process: response to auxin.
UUCAAAAGACUUCCAUUUUCUGUGUCAUUCUCAAAGUUCUUGUUCUUUAUACUUCAUCAUUUAGAAAUACGUCAUAUUUCUUGAGAUAAUGGGUAUCAAAGUGACUCCAUUUAUUCAAGCUAAUCGAAUCCUAAGGAGAUCUUCAACAGGUGUUCCAAAAGGGCAUUGUGCAGUAGAUGUAGGAGAGAGCCAGAAGAAGAGGUUCGUCAUGCCAAUAUCAUACCUCAGCCAGCCUUUAUUUCGAGACUUUUUAGCUCAAGCUGAAGAAGAGUUUGGCUUUGAUCAUCCAAUGGGUGGUCUCACAAUACCUUGCAAGGAAGACGUGUUCAUUGAUCUUACUUCUCGCUUGAGGAAAUUAUGAGUAGAACCAUGGCGCACAUUUUUUUUGCCCAUGAAAUUUUGUAAAGCAAUAGGAUAAGAAAUAUAAUGAGAAAGAUAGAAAGAAUUCCUUGUUUUUCCUUAACUAUUUUGUAUUGUUUGUAAAGUUGAGUUAAAUUGACCAACCUCUUGUUUAAUGGA